CCGCAGCAACCGCCACGUUGUCCAGCACUGCCACGUCAUCCAGCACCGCCACCAGCACUGCCACCACGUCGUCCAGCGCUGAGGAUGAUUGAAGCUCGUCAUAGGAUUACAGUUUUGUCCUCCAGCUGCAGAUUUUUGUCCUCAUUUCCAUUCAGGGGACACUGACCUGACCCCUCCCGGAAAAGAGGCUGAACCAGAGCCUCCACACCUGCCACAGACAGACUCCAUUCCACAGCUACCUGGUCCUCCUCCAGCACCUGGUGGUCAACAUGGGAGGACCUCUGAUGUUACUGGCGCAGCGCUGCUGCCAAGCAAAGCCCCUGUGACCCCAAAAGCAGCGGCUUCUCAACCUGAGGAAAGCUGCUAAGGAGUCUGAGCAACAUGUCAUCGGUCGCUUUGUGGCGUGGGAAGCAGCCAUAAUUAACCAGCUCAGCCCAGCUCACCGAGCCGCAUUCCCUGCCCUCUUAACACUAAUGCGUGGCGUGGACAAGCAGGUGGUCUGGCUGAUGAGGGAUCGCAGUGAGGGCAACACCAUGACCAAGGGACUCUCAGCCAUCAGUUUCAGCAUCCGCCACCAAGGAGGGAGCUGCCGUCCCCAAAGCUGCUGAGGAAGUUCUUCCUUCCUCCUCGCUGAAACAGAGAACAUCAAGAUCAUGUCCACGUUUGGCAAAGUCCUUAAGUACGACUCCACCAAGAAGAUCUGCAAGAAGCUUUCUGGACAAGGAAAAGGGACAGCAGAAUGGUGCACAAACGUGGCCAAUGAGCUCGGUCAGAUCCUCAUGUCCGUCCUUACCUGUGAGGAGUCUCUGGACAAACUGAGGCCAAUGGCUGAAGGCCUCAUGGCGAGAUAUAGGAGAGCAAAUGAGGCACCUCCUGAACUGACGUACGUGGACCGCGGCUGCUGUCGUGUGCAUGGUGUCUCAUCUUUGGAGCAGCUGUUCAGUGAGUGGGCCGACAGCGGCAUGAUGGUGCGGCUCGACAUCUUUCACUGGAUAACCAGGUUUAACGCGGCUCUCCGAACAGAUCACCACCCAAAAUACGCUCUCUUCAAGUCUGCUGCUGUGUUCGUGUAUAACAAGGACGACAUGGCGCUACUUAUUCAAGCCACGCGUGCAGGACACCCGACCAAAUAUGCUUCCCUGUCUGAUGGUCAGAUCAUUGAAAUGCAUGUCGGCAAAUCUGAUCUAAAGCAUUACGUCAGGAGGAUGACGGUUGGAGCCCAGGAGACCUUUGUCCGCGUGCAGAGUGCCAUCGACAUCCUGAAGGGAGCGGCUGGAAUGGACGAGAACCAGAUCCAUCUGUUCAAGGACGCAGCAGCCAUUGACCGGGUCUGGGAAAACCAGCAGAAACACCUGGAGUGCAUUCAGGAUCCUCCAGGAAGAAACAUGUACACCAUCACCAAGUAUGUCACCCGUAACGGCGUGCGCCUGCUGUACUACAGGACUGUGAGAGGCAGCAACAGCCUGGAGAGCUUCCACUCCUUCCUGCCCAGCAUGAUACCGGGGCCCCACUGUGCAGCUGUCCCCUUGCAGGUCUAUCUUCUCAGCGGCAUCGCACGUUGGAACUCUGACAGGGAGUCUGCCAAUGUCAAAGGCCACAAAGGAAGGAAGCACAUGGUGUACGUGUCUCAUCUGAUACAUCGCCAGGUGCCAGGAGUUAAAUUAGGAGGUAAAUUACCGACCACCUGUUCCUGCUGGUGACGAGCGAAUUGGUUUGGAGUAUCUGUUCUCCCAGUCGUCAGAACCUUUCUGUGCUCCUGACCAUUACGCUCAGGCCAGAGAGACGCUUCGAGCUGACCAGGAAGAAUCCCUGGAGGAAGAUGCGGGCUACAACUCUGACAGCGAGACUGACAAUCUGACUCCGCUGAGGAGGAAUCUGCGUCUUACCGACCAGGUUGUGGCUCCUGAGCUGGAUCCCUGUGUAGAGGAUGUGUGCGGUCCAAAUCAUCUCCCGGAUACCAACAGGUAGAGGAGCUGAGCAGAGUACUUGUUGAGAUUGCCUUGGAGGAGGGAAAGCUUGCUCUCAGUGACUCUACAAGACAGAGAGUCGUCAGCGCCUGGAACAAGCUGGAACUCCACGACCGCAGCAUCCAGCAGUUUGACAACCUCUACUCAGCACGCUAGGGUAACGCUCUGUUCGUCCGCACCAAAGGUCAGCCAUCUGAGUCGUCUUUGGUGCAAAAGUUGAAGUUCAGCAAGCGUUACUCAGCCGCCCACCUGCUGGACUCCAGAAAGAACUGGCUGAUGUACUGCAUCAUUAAACAGCUGUGGCUUCAUCCUGACUGUGGCACAAUGGCUCGAGGGUCGCUACAGAAGCACAAGAUCACCAAAAUGUACCAGCGUGUGCAGCAGAGAGUGACCGUGGAUGACACUGACCUCAGCAAACUCGGGAUUCCCAUCCUGAAAAUCAACUCCAAGUGCGUUGCUGAGUUCAUCAGGAGACAGGAGGCCCUGUCAGCCACAAAUGUGACGGAUCAAGAUUUGGCUGUCCUCCGCCAUCAUCAGAGUGUUUCUAGUACUAGCCAACCCACCGCAGCAGAGCUCCCGGAUGAGAGACCACACACCAGUCGACAGUAUGAGGUCACUCCAUCUUUGGCAGGCACCAGAAAACUCAAACCGAGGCAUGACCAUUUCACCGGUCAAACCACGGCAGCAGGACUCCAGCCCACCUGCACGUUCAGGCAGCCCACAGCACCUGCCUUUACAUGUUUUCUAGCUGUUCCCCAGGUGCAAGCAUCUGUUUUACUCCCCCAACAGCCUAGCUCAAUGAUCUCACUGGCAAGGUCAACUCUGUACAAGAGGAAGAAAGCAGAGCGCAGUGGCACUGGGCCUCAGGGCACAGUGAGACUGUACACCUGUGCGCUGUGUGGCCAAUCCACUCAAGGACACAAAAAGUACAGGAAAAAAACUUACUGUGAAAAAUCUAAAUCAUCCACCUCCAGUGAACUUUCUGGCCAGACUUUUGAAACCUUCGCAGACUUUAAAAAGGCUGUGGAUGUGGUUUUGAGCCUUCAGUCCCAGACCCCCCGGCCGUCUGAGCAGGCAUUUCCACCUACCCCGAUUCUACUCAUUCUUGUUUGUAUUAUUAAUCUGUAUCAGUAUUAGUAUUGCCAUUAUUGUUAUUUUAAUGUUUAUUAUUAUUAUAGUAGUUGUUUUUAUAAGAAUGAUUAGUUGUAUUGAAACUGCUGAUUAGUCCUGGUGUCCUUUAGCUUUUUAAUCAACAUUGGUGAUACCUGUUCAGUGAGUUUGUAUGUUUAGCAGCUCAAACCUUCCAUUGUCAGAUAUUUUAUGACAAAUAUAAUUACAUCUGUUUGUCUAUAUGCUGUUACAGAGGUAACUCGUAUUGUGUAAAGCAUCUUGACCUUUGGUGUUGACCAGUUUGAGGAAACAGAAUGUGCCUACUAUCUUGUCUAGUAUGGUUUUAUUGUUUUCAUGACAUUUCAAUUUCAAUCAUGUCAGUGAUUUUGUCUACAAUGUAGUGCUGUUUUUCUGUUUCCAAUUUCAUGGACUUUAUUUAAUAAAGUGGUCAGUGCUACAGUAA
Molecule: messenger RNA, 3540 nt
Organism: Micropterus dolomieu (smallmouth bass)
Lineage: Eukaryota; Metazoa; Chordata; Actinopteri; Centrarchiformes; Centrarchidae
Exons: 6
Coding region: 654-1700 (348 amino acids)
Source: RefSeq, a predicted model, not a curated record